This is a messenger RNA of Rubroshorea leprosula, 295 nucleotides long. The record is from the annotation of a GenBank genome assembly. NCBI's taxonomy places the organism in Eukaryota, Viridiplantae, Streptophyta, Magnoliopsida, Malvales, Dipterocarpaceae.
CCAAAUAAAAACAAAGCUUAAAUGCCAAAAAAGGGGGUAUGGAGUUCUUAUAGGCUUUGUAAGGUCAGGGACAUUGAGUUUUGGGCUUCUGCAAUGUCAGGGGCCUGGGCAACAGGAGUUGUGACAAGGUUGAUUGGCGCCGGGGCUUGGAUUGCUGGCGGCAAGGUUGAUCAGCAUUAGGACGUGUUUUGUGGGGGUUGCUGUUUAGUUUUGCUUUGCUUCUGCGAUGUCAGUUGUGAGAGAGGCGAGAGACAGAUCGGGUCAAGAAGAGAUUUAGGGUUAAUUUGAGUGUGUG